AUGCUCGAGCAGAUUGGAGUCGUGAAGAAAGAGGCAGACAUCCGGUACUGGAUGGUGUCGGCUAUGGAGAGACUAGCCUUGCCGAACCCCGCGUUCAUUGACCUUUCCGUCGCUGCCAACGUGAAGAUGCAGCACGCCGUUUUUCCCGAUCAACCGGAGCGACCUCCGGUAGGACAGCAACCCCCAGCCGAGCAGCAGCAGCCGAGCUCCGAACACCCGUCCAAUCCCGACCCAUCAGACUCCGACUUGCGCACAGAGCUAGAGUUGUUGCGAGUUGAGCACACAGCGACUCGGGCUCGAGUCGAGAUGUUGGAGAGUGAGCAACAGAACCUCCGAGAUCUUAUUCGGGAUUUGCUGGACGGGCGGCGACAGGCGAACACUGGCCCCCUUCCCACUGCUGCCACCGAUCGUGCCGACCGCACGCAUUAG
Molecule: messenger RNA, 429 nt
Organism: Striga asiatica
Lineage: Eukaryota; Viridiplantae; Streptophyta; Magnoliopsida; Lamiales; Orobanchaceae
Source: the annotation of a GenBank genome assembly